GGAGCAUCUAAUUUAAGGUAUGCAAAAUCAUAAAUUUAUACUGAAUGAAUACUUGACAACUAUAAUAAAUAAAAGAGUAUGUCUGAAUUAAGAUGUUGGCAAUCAGAAUAUUUUUAAUUCGACACUAAACUCAAAAUCUAAUGAGGUUGGCUUAAGUAUAUCGAUAUACUUGGAGCAUAAUAUGAGUCAAAGGAGAAUUUUGGCUGAAUAAUGGAUUUUGUAAUUUAAAAGUAAUAACAACCGAAAUAUGCCUUGUAGCAAACAAUGCACUUUUGAAAAAAAUUCGCUUUGCUGUAUUUUCACAAAGAGUUCAUUGCAUCAAAAUUUCUUGGUUAAGUAAUCGUGUUAUUAAAACUACUUACUUUAAAUCGUUAUUGAUCAUAAUGGUAAAAAUUAGAAUUUAGAAUUAUAUAAAUGCUAUCAUUUAAACAUGGAGGGAGAUGUAUCCAUCAUAGCCCGUUUCCAUCAACAUCUGAAUUUGACUCAAGAAGUCGGAAAACCAAGAUCUCUGUCCUUUUAGGAGUAGACAAUGAUCCCAAAGUAGAAUAAUCGAUUGGUGAGGUUCAAUUCCGAUUAAAUAAGAACUCCCGAGAGGAAGGUGCUUAUGUAUUCAGUUGAGGAAGAGGUGACUUUCUUGAUUGAUGAGAAUCAAAUAGAGAGGGUGAGGAGUCAAAAUUCAGAUUCAGAUUUCAUGAUACAGACAAUAGAAGAGGAAACAGAUGUGACUGAGUGGCAAAUUAUAGAUCAUAAACACUUACUUACUCUUGAUUAAAAGAAAAUGCUCAAUUCGUUGAAUGAGAUUAGAAAUCUUUUCAAUUCAAAAUCCAAGCAUAGUCAUUAGAUAUAAUAGACUUUAGAUUUGUUCUCAUGA
Molecule: messenger RNA, 871 nt
Organism: Paramecium octaurelia
Lineage: Eukaryota; Ciliophora; Oligohymenophorea; Peniculida; Parameciidae
Source: the annotation of a GenBank genome assembly